CCUAAGGAUCACGCAAGUAUUCUCUACAGAUUAGGAAAACAAUCAACAACAUUAAUAUAUUUCCUACUGAAUAUAUUCAGCAGGAUUCUGAUGUAAUUACCUUGCCAUAUAACGAGAUAAUAACUAAUUAUUAGCAAAUCAUGGAAUUCGAUUAAUAAUUCACUUUCGCAAUUGAUAAAAGUUUUAGCGAACAUCUGAAAUAUUACAAAUUAAUAUAAAAAAGUAACACACACAAAGAAGAAGAUCUCAACGUAUAACUUUGUGUUUAAGUUAUGCAUCAAGUCAUUAAGUGCGAGUGAUUUGCCUAAUUGGCAAACAAAUCCCCACAUUUCAUACUUGGAAGUGAAAGAGCAGAAAAAGUUAUAUAUAAACACCUAGCUUCCAUAUACUUGAUCUUGCCCUGUUUGGUGUUUACACAAAGUUAAAGAGGCCAUGACAAGAAAGAAGGUGAAGCUAGCAUUCAUCAGUAAUGACGCGUCGAGAAAAGCAACAUUCAAGAAAAGGAAGAAGGGUCUUAUGAAGAAGGUUGGUGAGUUGAGUACCUUAUGUGGUAUUGAUGCUUGUGCUAUCAUUUAUAGCCAAUAUGAGCCUCAGCCUGAGGUUUGGCCUAAUACUUUGGGGGUCCAACGCGUGUUAGCCCAGUUCAAGCGGAUGCCUGAGAUGGAACAAAGCAAAAAGAUGGUUAAUCAGGAGAGUUUUAUCCGUCAGAGGAUCGCGAAGGCUAAUGAACAGCUCAAGAAACAGCACAAGGAUAACAGGGAGAAGGAAAUGAUUGAGGUUAUGUACCAGUGCUUGACGGGGAAAUUGGGAUUGCAGAAUUUGAUGAUUCCUGAUUUGAAUGAUCUUGGUUGGCUGAUUGAUCAGAAGCUGAAGGAGAUUAAUAAGAGAAUUGAUCAGCUUUCACCAGCCAAGAAGAAGAGUACUGCUGCUCAGAUUAUUAACCAGGUGGCUCCUGCAGCUGGUGGGAAAGUAGUGAUGCAGCCUUUUAAUGUCAAUUGUAACAGCUCGUAUUCGAGCUCAGGCUCAGUGGCUGCAAUGAUGAAAGGUAAAGGUGUGGCUAAUUGUGUCGAGGGAGUGGAAGAAAAGGCAGCAGGGGGGGAUGUGGAGCCAAUGCAGCACCAGCAGCAGCAGCAGAGACCGCACUGGUUUAGUGAAUGGAUGAACACAAAUAAUGGUAAUAGCAGUAAUGAUCAGAUACAGAACCAGCAGCAGCAGCACCCGAAUAUGGGGUUUAGUCGCGGAGAGGAGAUGAUGAUGCCUUAUGGAGAUGCGCAGAAUGGCAUGUGGUCAAGUGCAUUUUUUCCUUAGUAUCAUAUCAGAGCAGGAAUCAAGGAGAAGCAGAGGAAUGAUAUGUUUUCUGUUUGAAAACCUAUGAAGAAUUUUUGUUUGGUUUUGAUCAUUUUUUAUCAGGUAUGUUCUUAUUUUUGUGAUGCUCCAAUAAUUUCAUUGCCUAUGGUGAUGGAUAUAACUGUCGUUUCCCAGUCAUAGACUGAAAACAUUUAUUGAUUU
Daucus carota subsp. sativus is the source of this 1509-nucleotide messenger RNA. RefSeq names its product agamous-like MADS-box protein AGL80. The record is from RefSeq and is a predicted model, not a curated record. Gene Ontology annotation, molecular function: DNA-binding transcription factor activity, RNA polymerase II-specific; protein dimerization activity; RNA polymerase II cis-regulatory region sequence-specific DNA binding. The transcript has a single exon. The coding region runs from base 433 to 1308 and encodes 291 amino acids. Gene Ontology annotation, biological process: positive regulation of transcription by RNA polymerase II. NCBI's taxonomy places the organism in Eukaryota, Viridiplantae, Streptophyta, Magnoliopsida, Apiales, Apiaceae.